This is a messenger RNA of Gekko japonicus, 1983 nucleotides long. Its product is annotated as isopentenyl-diphosphate Delta-isomerase 1. Bases 7 to 918 code for a protein of 303 amino acids. Gene Ontology annotation, biological process: isopentenyl diphosphate biosynthetic process; isoprenoid biosynthetic process. The transcript is spliced from 5 exons. NCBI's taxonomy places the organism in Eukaryota, Metazoa, Chordata, Lepidosauria, Squamata, Gekkonidae. Gene Ontology annotation, molecular function: isopentenyl-diphosphate delta-isomerase activity. Gene Ontology annotation, cellular component: cytoplasm. The record is from RefSeq and is a predicted model, not a curated record.
CUGGCGAUGUGGCGCGCGGCGUGUCGGUUGGCGUCGGCUGCUGGGGCUGUCGGGGCAGGUGGGGACGGCGCGGCGGUGCGCACUCUUGCUCCUGCGAUCUGCCAGGCGCGUCGUAGUCGGAGCUUUCGCCCUGCGGACGUCCCGUCGCCGCUUCCUUUUCUCGGCCUGAGGGGCGGGGCGGUGUGGCCUGGAAGCGGAGAACGUAUUUCUCUUAGAAAGAUCAGUAUUGCAACCAUGCCAGAAAUAAACACAGAUGACCUGGAUAAGCAGCAAGUACAGCUGCUGGCAGAGAUGUGUAUCGUUAUUGAUGAAAAUGACAACAGAAUUGGAGCAGAUACCAAGAAAAACUGCCAUCUCAAUGAAAACAUUGAAAAAGGACUGCUGCAUCGUGCUUUCAGUGUUUUCUUGUUCAAUUCAGAGAACAAACUGCUUUUGCAACAAAGAUCAGAUGCAAAAAUCACUUUCCCUGAUUGUUUUACCAACACCUGCUGCAGCCACCCCCUCAGCACACCAUUGGAACUGGAAGAAAAUAACACAAUUGGUGUUCGACGAGCAGCACAAAGACGAUUGCAAGCAGAGCUGGGGAUUCCAAUGGAACAGGUAACUCCAGAAGAAAUCUUCUACCUGACUCGAAUUCACUACAAAGCUAGGUCCAAUGGGAUCUGGGGAGAACAUGAAAUAGAUUAUAUCUUAUUUGUGCAGAAGAAUGUGACGUUGAAUCCAGAUCCGAAUGAAAUUAAAAGCUACUGUUACGUGACACAGAAUGAACUGAAGGAACUCCUGGAAAAGGCGUCACGAAAUGAAGUUAAGAUUACUCCCUGGUUCAAACUGAUUGCAGAGACUUUUCUUUUCAAGUGGUGGGAUAAUUUGAAUCAUCUGAAGAAAUUUGUGGAUCAUGCUAAAAUACACAGAAUGUAAAAUAUGCACUAAACUAAAAGGGUGCAUGUUUGAAUGACUGUUCUUCAGCAUACUGCAAUGGCAAUUUAAUAGGAAGAAUGAAGGGAAUUUACUUGUAUGUGGGAUUGUUUGGAUGACUUGUUGCUUGCCUUGUGCCUUUCACAUAAACAAUGUUUGUAUUGCUAACAAACUAGGGAGUAUGCUCCUGUCAGAAGUUGCCACUAGCACCUGAAAUUUCAGUACUUAAACUGGCUACUUUUCCAGGUAGGUGAGGUGUAUGCUGGUCAGAAUCCAGAGAACCCAUGAAACUCAGUUCCCUAAUGCAGCUUUACCUGGGAAAGUGCUUUGGAAAAUACCAACUUCUAGAGCAGCUUGAGAUAGCAAAGAGAAGGGAUCAGCUACUGCAUGACAGUGCACAAUCCCACAGGGUAUAUAGAAGCAGAGGGCAGGGAAAUGAAUGGGGGGGCCAGCUGUAGCUUCUAGCCCUAAAGGCUAGACUACCAUCAGAGAUGCUACGAAAGGCAAUUAGGCCUCACCCACCCAAGACCUGGCAUGUUUCAGUCACAUAUUUUGAGUGUGUUGGACAGCUGCAGCCUCAGGUGUAAAGCAGGGUUAGAGGCCCCAGCAGUACCUGUUCAUUUGGAAAUGCACCACUGCACUCAGCUAAAUCAACUGUUUUUGCAGCUAGCAAAAAAAGCAGGUGGUGUCAUUUCACAACAAGGAAGAUCAAGUCAAUGCUGCUAAGUACAAAAUCUAAAAAGAAUUCCUUUGUGUGAAUUAAGAAAAAUCAAAACUCUCAUGAACUUCUUAGAUUUUCAGGUAGACCUGGGUUGAAAGGCAAUAGUGUAGUGCUUUACAGAAUCUAAGAAAGUUGGGACUCUAGGAACAGUCCAUUAUUGUGUUUUUAAUUACUGAAAGAUCUUUUGAGUCAUAAAAGUCUUAACUUAUACUGCUUUAAACAAAAAAUAAAAUUGCAAAUGGUAGAAAUCUUUCUCAGUGGUUCAAAGUGUAGAAGUGUUGACUAGUUUGUAAAAUAAGUAUUUUGUACAAAUUUAUUUUCCCCCUCGAAAAAUAAAAAGAACAUGA